UAAAGCUCCACGGAGGUUUUAGCAGAGGGAGGCUGACUCCUCUUUUUCGCCUCUAAAGUUUUUGGAAAUAUCGCAGUCCAUCCAUCAGGAUCAAAGAUGAACUAACCACAACAUGCUCAGCCAUGGACUUUGUUGUAAGAUUUUAAGGAGACUGUUGUAAGAACGGAAAAGGAACUUUGGGAAUUCAUCAAUCUUUGAUUGCAGGUUCUUCCUGGAACAAAAGGAAGAAUGGGGGCUGGAGCAAUAACCAUCUGUCACAAUAAGGCAGCGGUCCAGAUCAAGGAGGACAUGAAGAAGAUGGUGCAAUUUCCCUUGCUCAAACCCUCUCCAGCCACAGCCACAGGGGGUAAGAAGGUCUUCGGUGUGUCCCUGCUGGAACUGAGAGAGCUGGGGUUUGUCAAGGAUGGGGUUCCUGUGGUGGUACGGAGCAUGGUGGAGUACCUCGAAAAGCAUGGUCUUCGUCAGGAGGGUCUAUUCAGAGUAAACGGCAGUGUUCGGACCGUAGAUAACCUGCGGCAGAGGUUUGAUGGUGUAGAGGAGGUGGACCUGCAUCAGGAAACAGAUGUCUUUGCUGUAGCCAGUUUACUGAAGCAGUUCCUAAGGGAUCUACCUGAGGGCCUCAUCCAUCACUCCAUUCACAAACCUCUCAUUCAGCUUUACCAAGAAUCCAGUGAAGAUGACUUCUGUAAAGACCUACCUGAGCUCCUGCAACAGCUUCCAGAGAUUCACUACAGUCUCCUGUAUUACCUAUGUCACUUCCUAUCCCAGGUAGAACAGGAACACGCUCAUAACCGUAUGACAGCAGCCAACCUGGCCACAGUGUUUGGACCCAAUGUCUUCCAUGUGUCAUCUGGUUUUGACAGUAUAUGGGAGCAGAAUAUCUGUAAUAACAUUAUGGCCAAGCUGCUCCAGAACUACAGCACCAUCUUUGAGUCUAUGGCUGAGAGAAGACAGACUGAAGAGGAACCUUCAAACAUCAUCAUGGUCAAAGAGGCCAACACAAACACAGAAAGCACAGAGAUGUCACCUUACUCCCCUGUUCCAAAUGCACACACUGCCGAUCUCAAGAAGAUGAAGGUCGCUCAAUGCACUCCAGUUGAAAAUACAGACUCUCCAAGAGAAAGAGAAUCAAGUCGAGAUAAACCUAAAACCACAGCAAGAAAAAAAAAGGUCACUCAUUGUACUCCAGUUGAAGAUCCAGACCCUGCAAGGGGAAGCGAGUCAAGUCCAGAUAACCCUACAACCACACCAAGAAAAAAGAAGGUGAAGAAGGUAAGGACGGAGGUGGUGUCAAAAUCUGUUUUUCAACCAACUCCAUCUGGGGUUCCUCAAUCCAGGCCGUUGCCCAAUCUUCCAGACAGAAGCUCGGGUUCCAGACCCCAAUUUUCUCUAUAUCCUCCAGACAGAAGCACCAGCCCCAGUUCUGACAGCAUGAACCUGACCUCUCACACCUUAAGCCCAGCCAUGUCCAUUGACACCUUCAACAGUAUUCUGGAGAAGACUAUCCGCUCAGCAGUCGAACAGCACCUCUUCAAUGGGCACAUGCACACAGGUCAGAGCUCAGAGGGACUGGAGUCGACUGCCCACACUUCAUCUCCUGUGACAACGGCACGAGAGAGGAGGAGACAUCAGCGAGACCAGGAGGAGAAAGAAAACAUCAGGGUCGAGGGUGAUAAAGAGAACAUCCCGUCUCCGGGUGUGAGGGUCACAGAGGAGGAUGAGAGGCAUCUGCUGCUGGCACUAGAGGGUCAGAGGAACAGGAAGCCCAAACACAACCCCACACUGACUGAGCUCUCUGACAACCAGGACGCCCCCACGCCUGCCAUGAAGAUCCAAGAGGCUCAUAGUGGGGCAGAGACCUGCAACGAUGUCCCACGCCUGGACUUGUCUACUCUGACAGAGGACAGUGACUGGGCAGAACCAGUGCCGGCCUACUCAUCGUGGCAAAGGGAGAGUAUGGACAGCGAUGAAGCUCGGGUAUCGCCCCACGCCGGUGGCAAGCCGAUUCGUCAACUCCUAGAGGAAGACAGUGACCCAAUGGUCUCUCCACGCUUCUAUGCCUAUGGAGACAGCCAGCAGUACCUGGACGACACAGAGGUUCCACCGUCGCCACCCAAUGCCCACUCCUUUGUAAGUAGGCGAAGGAGUUCAUCAUUAGGUUCCUGCGAUGACGACCGUGAGGAGCUCACCUCAGCCCAGCUUUCAAAACGAAUCCACGCCCUCAAGAAGAAGAUCCGUAGGUUUGAGGAGAAGUUUGAGGAGGAACGCAAAUACAGGCCGUCACAUGGCGACAAAGCCGCCAACCCAGAGGUUCUGAGAUGGAUGAAUGAACUCACUAAGAUGCGCAAAGACUUGAAAGAUCACAAGUUGUUAAAAUCAGAGGAGGAUUUGACGCCCAUCCCCCGCCAGCGAAGCAACACGCUUCCCAAGAGCUUUGGGUCUCAGCUGGAGAAGAAACCACCCGAGACCAAAGCCCCCAAACCCCCUGUGGAAAGCACGCUGGAAGCAGUCAUGAACAAACUACUGGAGAAACGCAAGGAGGCGGGACGACCGGAGGACAUUAAAGAUAUGACCCGUGAGCAGAUCGGAGUGGAGAAGGUGGCCCUUCAGAAAGCUCUUCUGUAUUAUGAGAGCAUCCAUGGCAGACCAGUCACCAAGAACGAGAGGCAGGUUAUGAAGCCUAUGUAUGACAGAUACCGGCUCGUCAAACAGAUCCUGUGUAGAGCGUCCACCAUUCCAGUCAUUGGUUCGCCUUCCAGCAAGCGCAGAGGCCCUCUGCUGCAGCCCAUAAUCGAGGGUGUACCAGCCCUGUUCUUCAGCGACACCAAGGAGGAAGAGGACGGUUCAGAUGAAGACAACGACACAAACACUCAGUUCACGGUCACGGUUAAGCCUGAGCUGAGUAUAUUGGGAUUUCUCGACCAGCUGGAUGAGGAAGCAAACGGUUUCAUCUCACCCAUCGAUGAACUAUCGCCAUCCAAGAACACAACGGACAUGAGACUGUCCAAUUUACAUGCUGCUCCCAUGCAGGAACUUGUGGAGCAGCUCCAAGAAACCCGUGAAGAAAAGAAAAGGAUCCGCAAAAACCUCAGUGAAUUUGAGGAUCAGUUCUUCAAGCAGAACGGCAGAACUGUACAAAAGGAAGACCGCUCACCUUUGGCAGGGGAAUAUAAUAAAUACAAGCACAUUAAAGCCAAACUCAGGCUGCUGGAAGUGCUCAUCAGUAAAAGAGACUCCUCUAAAUUCAUCUAGUGUACAACCUAUCCAGUGACCUGAUAAAGGACUUGCUCUACUAGCCAAACAAGGACCAGACACUGCUAUCAAAAGCAAAACAACUUGUACAAAGACAUUUAUUUUAUCCACAUUGUUUGUGGCCAUGCAGCCCCAUUAAAUGCACGUUUGGCUGUCAAGGAUGCCAAGACAUGCCUGAUUCACCAAUAGAAGAUUGAAAGUGCUGUUGUUCCACUGUGCACCAGUUCAACACUUGUUAUAUCGAAAAAAGACUUUCGGUUUCUUCAUCUUUGAUUGAAGAUUUCUAGAGACAGUGGAUUUGAAAAUGCAACCAGAUUAUGAAAACAAUCAGAUUACCGACGAAACUCUAAUUGCAAUUACCUAUUAAACCAAGAAGAAUGUUUCCGUUAUAUUUCAUGUUGUAUUAUACGACCGUUCGUAUGGAUCUUUUGAUAAUUUUUUUUAUCUUAAUAUUGCUAUAAUAUACUGUAGAUACAACUAUGUUUUUCGCAAUCAGGCAUAAACUUUGAAGAACAUUGAGAUUGUAUGUCUUAAAUUGUAAAUACUUUGAGAGUUUAUCAUUAUAGGAACUUUUUGUAUUUGAUGAAUUAAAGAAUGUUACAGAUUUUCGGAAGGAAGGCUCUGUAUAUUUUUUUGUUAUUUGCUGGUGCCAUAUUUCAUGCAAAUUGUUUAUUUUCAAUAUUCAUGUUUCUGAGACAUUGCAUUGUUUGUGCUUGUUUAUAGUUAAACUAUCUCUGUUGUUCUAACACUGAAGCUGUAACCUUAAGACCAUUGACUAAGCUAGAAUUAACUUACUAACGAGCCUGUAAUAUUCUAACGUAAAAAAACAAAUUACAACCAAGCAAACGAACAGAAAAGAAAAAAUUCCCUUGCCAUGCUAUAAUGGUGUGGAAACGCACAAACAAAGGUACUAUAAACUUGCUGUCAUUAUUUUUGUUGUAUUUUUUUCAUCUCCAGUGUCUAAAUGGUCAUCACAUUAAAGUAACUGUUUAACAGUGAUAUGGGUCGACAAAAUCUUAAAAUUUUAAAAAUCCCUAAAAUGUUACAAAGAAAUUAAACCUAUAUAGUACUAUGUUGUACUGGUAGGUUUGCUUCUGAUCCGCAGAUCCAAACCAAAUGAGCAUGUCACCCCUUUUCUUAUUCUCCAGAUUGGAAACGUGUAGUGUGACCUUUGUUUUUUUCUGAACGUGAUAAAGCUGAUGGAUAAAAAUGAAUACAGUGUACAUUUUAGUGCAUGAUUGUAUAUGUAUUUUGUAUAUAUGAUAUAAAACCAAAACAUAUUUUUCUUCUGAA
This is a messenger RNA of Myxocyprinus asiaticus (Chinese sucker), 4545 nucleotides long. RefSeq names its product protein FAM13A-like. The transcript has 22 exons. The coding region runs from base 229 to 3252 and encodes 1007 amino acids. Lineage: Eukaryota; Metazoa; Chordata; Actinopteri; Cypriniformes; Catostomidae. Gene Ontology annotation, biological process: signal transduction. The record is from RefSeq and is a predicted model, not a curated record.